UACCAAUUGAUCAAUUAUACAAUGACAUGUUCACUGUUUGGCCAUUUAGCCCAUACACACACAGAAGCAAACAUGGCCAAUUCAGGACUACUGUCGGUCUGUUUCGAAUUCUGACAUAGUCAGAGGUAAAAAAGGAUUGUAAAAUAUAUAUAACAAAAAAAAGAAAUCUAUAGCACUACCACCAUCACCGCCGCACCCUCAAAUCCAUAGUUGCCGUCGCCGCCGUCUUCCGCCACUGAUGUCUCUGAGCUAGGUUUCUUUGCUGAUUUGGGAGUUAUACCGCCCGAGCCCACCAAGGGAUUUUGGUAUCCUCUUUCAUAGCAUACCGUGCCCCAUUUGGAACUAUGAUUUCUUUAUCAUGAAAUCAGCUGCCAAUUUGCUUCCAUUUCCAUGGGGAAUUUUCAGGGCCGGAAUUCUUGGCUCGGUACCUAGAAAUUACUCGACCUCAACAUCUGCUGUCCAAAUUCUAACCCUCAACAAGCCUAUAACCAACAACCCACUAUACAAUUUUCUCCCCGAAACCCAGAACCCAAACAACGUUGUCGCACUCGUCUGUUCAUCUCUCAAGCUAAAAGAUGGUGUCUUUUUGGAGUAUCUACGGCAGCAAGGGUCGUUUAGUCGUUUCACCAGCGAUGAGUUCUCGAGAAUCCUGUUGAGAUGUCAAUCUGAUUCUUCCGCGGCCCUCACGCUCUUCACCUGGGUAAGAAAUAACUUGGCCCUCAAACCCAAUGCUCAGAAUUACUGUAUUAUGAUUCACAUUUUGGUGUGGUCUAAAAAUUACAAGGAAGCAAUGAAAAUCCUGAUGGAACUGGUGCAGUUGAAUGGAAAUGGAAAUGUUUCGGAAAGAUUGAAUGUGUAUGAGAGCCUGAUUCUGUCUACAAAUGACUGUAAUUGGGACCCUGCUGUGUUUGACAUGCUCAUCAAGGCUUACCUCAGAAAGGGUAUGGUGAAAGAAAGUUUUCGAACUUUUAGAAAAAUUAUCAGGGCUGGGUUUGUUCCAAGUAUCGUUACUAUAAAUUGUCUUCUCAAUGGGCUUUCAAGGAUGGAUUUUGGGGGGAAAUGUUGGGAGGUUUAUGAAGAGAUGCGGAGAAUUCAGUUACAUCCGAACACAUGCACUUUUAAUAUAUUGACUCACUUGUUAUGCAAGGAGCGCAAUAUGGAUAAUGUGAAUGAGUUUUUGGAGAGAAUGGAGGAAGAAGGAUUUUGCCCUGAUAUAGUGACCUAUAAUAUGCUUAUUGAUAGGUAUUGUAAGGAAGGGAGGUUGAAGGAUGCGGUCUAUUUGUAUAACAUCAUGUUUAGAAGAGGUGUGGUUCCUGAUAUGAUCACAUACACAGCAUUGAUAAAUGGUCUGUGCAAGGGCGGGAAUGUGAGAGAGGCUCAUCGGUUGUUCCAACUGAUGGUCCAUAGAGGGUUGAAGCCCGAUGCUGUUUCAUACAAUACUCUCAUAUAUGGAUAUUGCAAAGAAGGAAUGAUGCAAGAAGCAAGAUCGGUGUUGUUUGACAUGAUUGGAAGAGGGAUUGCCCCUGAUAACUUUACUUGUUGGACGCUCGUAAAAGGAUAUCAAAAUCUGGAUAGGAUGAUAUCUGCACUGAAUCUGGUCUUGGAGCUCACACGCUUUGGAGUUGUGAUUUCUCAAGAUAUGUAUUGUUAUUUGAUUCUUGCUUUGUGUAAAGAGAAUAGACCAUUUGCAGCAAAGUCUCUUUUGGAACAGAUGUCUCUAAAUGGUUAUAUGCCAAGUGAGGAAAUGUACAAUGAGUUGAUUGAUUCCCUAUGUAGAGGCAAAUUUGUGAAUGAGGCAUUAAAAUUGAAAGUGGAGAUGAUAUCAAAGGAAAUGAAGCCUAAUUUGAGUGCUUACCGAGCUGUUAUUGUAGAAUUGUGUGGAUUAAGCAGAAGCAUGGAAGCUCUACUCUUGAUGCGAGAGAUGGUUGAAGCUGGUUUACCUAUAGAUAUUGAAAUUUGUCGUGCUUUGAUGAAUGGACAAUGCAAAGAGAAAAACAUCUUUGAGGCAGAAUCGCUGUUGAGUUUCUAUGCCAAGGAAUUCCAAAUCUUUGAUGCAGAAUGUUAUAAUGCACUUGUUGGGAUACUAUCUGAGGAGGGUGACACCUCCAAGUUGAUUGAAUUCCAAGAUAGGAUGGCAAAAUUAGGUUAUGCACCAAACAUCAUUACAUGCAAGUAUGUAAUUGAUGGAAUGUGGAAAGCGAUAGGAGUUCAGAGGAGACGUGAGCUUCUGGUGGAAUGAUGUUGCAUCUCAAAGAUAUCUCUGUUCAUUUCAGGUCCAAGUAUGAAAUUUCAGACUAAACUUACCAUUGUGAACACGAGAAAGUCAAAAUGUGAUUCGGAAAUUCUGUAGAUACAAGUUAAGUGAAAUGUAAAAGUAUAAUUUGUUCGACAUCUUUGUCGUGAUUAUUGCCAUCCUUACUUAUAUAUGGGGUUAUCAUCUUAGUUGGAGAUCAGAAAUUCCACUUAAUAUGGUGAAGUGAUCUUUUCUCUAGUUGGAGUGACAUUGCAACUUCUCCCCAAAAGAGUAAAAUGAAAAUGAUGAUGGAAACUUUUGGUUCAGGUAGGCAG
Messenger RNA from Sesamum indicum (sesame), 2568 nucleotides. Its product is annotated as Pentatricopeptide repeat (PPR) superfamily protein. Gene Ontology annotation, molecular function: protein binding. The record is from RefSeq and is a predicted model, not a curated record. Lineage: Eukaryota; Viridiplantae; Streptophyta; Magnoliopsida; Lamiales; Pedaliaceae.